UUCUCAUUCAGCCUCCAGCAUGGAGCCGGACUGCACAGAGCGAUGCGGAAUACGAAGAUAAGCGCAACGGUUACUUGUAUGAAGACUUCAUGAAGCUAAAACCAUGGGAUUACAAACGAAGUGGUUAUGGUUGAGUUUUUUUCUCCAAGUAACUUUAUGUGGAUGUUUUGAUUUACACAUCUCAGAGACUUUACAAGCGGGGACCUUGGUGGCUAAUUUAUCUCUUGGACCUGGAUGGAGUUACAAAAUUGUCAGAACAUUGACUCCGAGAUAUGUUUCGAACUUUUUGAAAUUAGGGCGAAAUGAUGGAAUAUUAACUCUUUCGAAAAAAGUUCCUUGUGCGCGCUUGCAGAAGAACCCAGCGCCUUUGUAUUUUCAGAUCACUUCUUUGACAUCUGAAAACUUCGUGUUAACCCACUUCAAUGCGUAUGUGCAUGGACAGGAUUGUUUUAUCAAGUAUAAAAGAAAGAACCUGACGCCUGACGCGUUUAUGUCUUUCGGAUUGGAAGGAUGGACUUCCCCAUGCUUUACAAUAAGUGAUUUGCUUUUGGAUAUAAGCAAACAUGUUCCUGUGGCUAAUCGAGGCUUUCACUCACAUCAUUCUGUAUGUUUGGAAAAAAACGUAAAACCCAUCAAUAAAGUAAGCAGUGGACAUGAUAGCGGGGAUAUCUGUGUCCAUAAUAAGGAGCGUAGAGAAUUGGACCUUUUCUGUAACGUGCGUAACUCCAUGAACACUGAGUUUUUCGUGCGGUUAAAAUUAAGACUUCGAUCUAAACCGAAGCAUGGAUUGUUUAUGGACGCUGCUCAGGAAGAUCUAUGGACCAAACGUAAGAAGAGAAAUGUGAACACUGCUCCACAGUUUCAACUGCCGAACUACCAGGUGUCUGUCCCGGAGAACGAACCAUCGGGAACGCGUGUGAUAACUUUGAAAGCACUAGAUACAGAUGAUGGAGAUGCGGGGAAAGUUGACUAUGAUAUGGAGGCCCUUUUUUACAGUAGGUCUAAUGACUACUUUCAAAUUAACACUGAGACCGGUAGUGUGACAACUUUGCAACCCCUGGACCGAGAGGUAAAAGAUACACAUGUUUUCAAAGUCACUGCAACUGAUUCUGGUGUUCCCAAAAGAUCCGCCACUGCCUAUCUGACUAUCACAGUUAGCGAUACGAACGAUCAUAGUCCUGUGUUUGAACAGUCCGAGUACAGGGUCAGCAUCCGUGAAAAUGUUGAGGUGGGGUUUGAGGUCAUGACAAUUAGGGCAACAGAUGGUGACGCGCCGUCAAACGCGAAUAUGGUUUAUAAGAUUGUGAACGAGGAAAGCUUGGGGGGAGGAUUUGAAAUCGAUCCCAGGAAUGGACUGGUUAAAACAACAAUUCGUCCAGAUCGAGAAAUCAUGUCCCAGUAUAAGCUAAUAGUCGUGGCAAAUGACCAGGGAAGAGACCCGGGACCGCGGAGUGCCACAGCCACAGUGCACAUCACGGUGGAGGACGAGAAUGACAACUAUCCCCAGUUCACUGAGAAACGCUAUGUUGUACACGUGCAAGAAAACAUACCGGUGAACUCCCAAGUGGCUCUUGUGAAAGCCACCGACAAUGAUAAAGGAAAUAAUGCUAAAGUGCACUACAGCAUCAUCAGUGGCAACGUGAGGGGACAGUUUUACAUCCACUCUCCAACAGGGGCCAUAGAUGUGACUAGUGCUCUGGAUUACGAGACCAUGAGAGAGUAUACCUUACGCGUAAAGGCACAAGACGGGGGCCGGCCACCACUUAUUAACAGCACCGGUUUGGUUGUGGUUCAAGUGGUGGAUGUCAAUGAUAAUGCUCCCAUGUUUGUGAGUACACCAUUCCAAGCUUCUGUUUUAGAGAAUGUGGCCAUUGGCUACUCUGUGAUUCACAUUCAGGCCAUUGAUGGAGACUCAGGGAGUAAUGCCCAUCUGGAGUACAGACUGACCGACAUGCAGCCCGGCUUCCCGUUCACCAUCAACAACAGCACAGGCUGGAUCACCGUGUGCGUGGAACUGGACCGCGAGACCACCGAGUUCUACACGUUUGGCGUGGAAGCGAGAGAUCAUGGGGUGCCCGUCAUGUCCUCCUCUGCCAGCGUGAGUGUGACCGUGCUGGACGUGAAUGACAACGUCCCCACGUUCACGCAGAAAGUUUACUCUCUGAAGAUCAACGAGGACGCAGUGGUGGGGACCAGCGUGGUGACCGUGAUGGCUAUUGACCGGGACGUGAACAGUGUGGUGACCUAUCAGAUCUCCAGUGGGAACACGAGGAACAGGUUCGCCAUCAUCAGCCAGAGCGGCGGCGGCCUCAUCUCACUGGCCCUGCCCCUCGACUACAAGCAGGAGCGGCAGUACGUCUUGACCGUGACGGCGUCUGACGGCACGCGCCAAGACACAGCGCAAGUGUUCAUCAACGUCACGGAUGCAAACACUCACCGGCCCGUGUUUCAGAGCGCAAACUACCAAGUCCUGGUCAGCGAGGACCGGCCUGUGGGCUCCACGGUGGUCGUGAUCAGCGCCACGGACGAGGACACUGGGGAGAACAGUCGCAUCACCUACGUCAUGGAGGACAACGUGCCGCAGUUUAAGAUCCACCCGGACACAGGGGCCAUCACCACCCUGACAGAGAUUGACUAUGAAGACCAGGCGUCUUACACACUGGCCAUCAUUGCUCGGGACAACGGCAUUCCCCAGAAGUCGGACACAACCUAUGUGGAGAUCAUUGUGCUGGACGCCAAUGACAACGCGCCACAAUUUGUGCGGGACCUGUACCAGGGCACGGUGUUAGAGGAUGCUCCCGUUUACACUAGUGUUCUCCAGGUGUCUGCCUCAGACAGGGACUCGGGGUCCAAUGGGAGGGUCAGCUACACCUUCCAGGGUGGAGAGGAUGGAGAUGGAGAUUUCUUCAUUGAGCCUUACUCGGGUAUCAUCCGAACGGCACGCAAGCUGGACAGAGAGAACGUGCCUGUGUACAGCCUGAAAGCCUUCGCUGUGGAUAAAGGAGUUCCACCCCUGAAGGCAGCUGUGGACGUGCAGAUAUCAGUGCAGGACAUUAAUGACAACGCACCCGUGUUUGAGAAAGACGAGUUGUUCAUAUUCGUGAAGGAAAACAGUCCUGUGGGGUCCACAGUGGCGCGGAUCACAGCCACAGAUCCUGACGAGGGGACAAACUCCCAGAUCCUGUACCAGAUCGUGGAGGGGAAUGUCCCAGAGGUGUUUCAGCUGGACAUAUUCAGCGGAGAUCUGAUUGCGCUGACCGAUCUGGAUUAUGAAUCCAAGAUGGAGUACGUGAUCGUGGUGCAGGCCACCUCUGCGCCUCUCGUAAGCCGGGCCAUCGUGCACAUCCGUCUGCUGGACAUCAACGACAACACCCCCGUGCUGCAGAACUUCGAGAUAAUUUUCAACAACUACGUCACCAACAAGUCCAACAGUUUCCCCUUGGGAGUUAUCGGAAGGGUCCCGGCGCACGACCCCGACGUGUCCGACAAGCUGCUCUACACAUUUGUGGAGGGAAAUGAGCUGAGUCUGCUGCUUCUAGACCAGGCCACCGGGGAGCUCAAGCUGAGCAGAGAUCUGGACAACAAUCGGCCUCUGGAGGCCACCAUGCAGGUGUCGGUGACGGAUGGACUCCACAGCAUCAGUGCCCAGUGCACACUGCGCGUCACCAUCAUCAGCGACGCCAUGCUGACCAGCAGCAUCACCGUGCGUCUGGAGAACAUGUCCCAGGAGCGCUUCCUGUCUCCGCUGCUGUCGCUCUUCGCCCGCGGUGUGGCCGCCAUCCUGUCCACAGGCCCCGACGCCGUCUUCAUCUUCAACGUCCAGAACGACACGGACGUGGCGCACGCCGGCGCCACCAUCCUCAACGUCACCUUCUCCCUGCUGCCCGGCGGCUCUGGACACUUCUUCCCGUCCGAGGAGCUCCAGGAGCGCGUGUACCUGAACCGCACGCUGCUGCGUCAGCUGUCCGGUCAGCGCGUGCUGCCCUUCGAUGACAACGUGUGCCUGCGCGAGCCCUGCCAGAACUACAUGAAGUGCGUGGCGGUGCUGCGCUUCGACAGCUCAGCGGCCUUCAUCUCGUCCCACACCGUCCUCUUCCGGCCCAUCCACCCCGUGGCCGGACUACGCUGCCGCUGCCCCGACGGCUUCACGGGCGACUACUGCGAGACGGAGAUCGACCUCUGCUACUCGGGGCCGUGCCAGAACAGCGGACGCUGCAUCAGCCGCGAGGGCGGCUACACCUGCGAGUGUCCGGCCGACUUCACAGGUGAGUGCUGCGAAGUGAACGCGCGGUCAGGCCGCUGCGUGCCGGGCGUGUGCAAGAAUGGCGGCCGCUGCGUGGAUCUGCUGGUGGGCGGCUUCAUGUGCCAGUGCCCCGAGGGGGAGUACGAGAAGCCCUACUGCGAGAUGACCACACGCAACUUCCCUGGCCAGUCCUUCAUCACCUUCCGAGGCCUGAAACAGCGCUUCCACUUCACCGUGUCUCUCAUGUUUGCCACUCGGGAGAGGAAUGCCCUGCUGCUGUACAAUGGGAGGUUCAACGAGAAGCACGACUUCAUCGCCUUGGAGAUCUCCGAGGAGCAGAUCCAGCUGACCUUCUCUGCCGGAGAAACUAAAACAUCCGUGUCUCCAUUCAUCCCUGGAGGGGUCAGCGAUGGUCAGUGGCACAUUGUCCAGUUGCACUACUACAACAAGCCCAACAUCGGGCGACUCGGCACCCCCCAUGGACCCUCAGGGGAGAAGGUGGCUGUGGUUGCCGUUGACAACUGUGACGUUGCCAUGUCGGUGCGUUUUGGGGGCCAGAUCGGAAACUACAGCUGUGCGGCUCAGGGCACUCAGACUGGACAGAAGAAGUCUCUGGACCUGACAGGACCCCUGCUGCUGGGCGGGGUGCCCAACCUUCCAGAGGACUUCCCCGUGCGCAGCCGCGACUUCGUAGGCUGCAUGAGGAACCUGACCAUCGACAGCAAGUCCAUGGACAUGGCCAGCUUUAUCGCCAACAACGGCACCACUGCAGGCUGUGAUGCCAGAAGAGACUUCUGCUCGAAUAGCGCGUGUCAGAACAGAGGACUGUGCGUGAACAAGUGGAACACACACUCCUGCAGUUGCCCGCUGGGCUACGGAGGAAAGAACUGUGAACACGUCAUGCCCUCCCCUCAGCACUUUGACGGACACGCUCUGGUGUCUUGGACCGACCCGGAUAUCACCAUCGCCGUGCCCUGGUACAUGAGCCUGAUGUUCCGCACCCGCAAGGGCACGGGCACUCUGGUGCAGGCCAACGCCGGGGACUUCUCCAAAAUCGUUCUGCUGAUCAGCAACCGGCACGUCCGCUUCCAGGUCUUCCUGGGGGUGACCCGGGUGGCUCUGCUGGACCUGUCCAAGGUCCGUGUGAAUGACGGGGAGUGGCAUCACCUUCUCAUGGAGCUGAAGAGUAUCAAAGACGGGAAGGACAUCAAAUACAUGGCUCUGGUGUCUCUAGACUACGCCAUGUUUCAGCGGACCGUAGAGAUUGGGAACGAGCUGCCAGGCCUGCGGCUGAAGAGUCUGUACGUAGGAGGCAUCCUCAAGAAAGACGGUUCCGUGCAGAACGGGUUCCAUGGUUGCAUACAGAGGAAUGGAUCACCUGACCUUCCUCUCAAUGCCCUGGGCCUAACCUCCGUCCUGCAAGCAGAGCAGCCGUGUGCCCGUGGCUGGUGGGGUUACCCCGUGUGCGGCCCAUGCAAGUGUGACGCCAGCAAAGGAUUCCACCGGGACUGCAACAAAACCACCGGAGAGUGCCGCUGUAAGGAUAACUAUUAUCGGCAGCUGGGCAGCGACACCUGUUUGCCCUGCGACUGCUUCCCUCUGGGAGCGCAUGCCCGCACCUGUGACCCUCUCACGGGCAGGACGGUCAAGACUGGCGGUGGUGGGCCAGUGGUUUACGACGGGUGCCCCAAGGCCUUCGAUGCGGGUAUCUGGUGGCCCAAGACGGCAUUCGGACGCCCCGUGGCCAUUAAUUGCCCCAAAGGAUCCACAGGGACGGCUAUCCGGCACUGCAGCGAUGAGAAGGGAUGGCUGCCGCCACAGCUCUUCAACUGCACCUCCACCUCAUUCGCCCAGCUCAAGAGAGAGAAUGAGGAGAUGCGGGGGAACGUGUCCAUGCUGGAUGCUGAGAGGUCCAGGAGCCUCGCUGACCAGCUGCGCUCCGCCACCGACCAGACCCCACAUCUCUACGGCAACGACGUCAAGAUGGCCUACCAGCUGCUGGCCCUGGUGCUGCAGAGGGAGAGCCAACAGCAGGGCUUUGAGCUGACCGCCACACACGACACGCUCUUCAACGAGAAUGUCUUCAAAGCUGGCAGCGCUAUUCUUGACCCGGUUAACAAAGAGCAUUGGGAUCAGAUCCAACACUUGGAGGGGGGCUCCGCUGUUCUGCUGCGAGGCUUCGAGGACUACGCCAACACCAUGGCCCUGAACAUGAAGAAGACCUACCUGAAGCCCUUCACUGUUGUAACUGAAAACAUGAUUGUGUCUGUGGACUAUGUGGAUGCCUCUGGCUUAGACAUGAGGAAGAUGCCUCGUUUCCAUGAGAUUCAGGAGGCCUACUCUAGAGAGCUGGAGUCCUCGGUCCUCUUCCCAGACCUGUCCCCCAGCAGACCAGCAGAGCACAAAGUGUUGGUCACUGAAGAGCCUCCUGUAGAGAGCAGCCCUGGGCAGGACAAUAUAGACCCCACAGUCCAAACAGAGUCUCCUGAUGCCAUUGUGCCAUCUGUGAAAAAAAGACGCCACACCGAGAUGGAUGACCCUCCCCUUGUUGCCGUGGUGAUUGUCCACAAAUCUCUCGGCCAGCUCUUGCCGGAGAGCUACGACACCGAUCGCCGGAGUUUGAGGCUGCCCAACCGGCCGGUCAUCAACACCCCUAUUGUGAGCAUGGCCAUGCACAGGGAUGGGGAGCCCCUAGUGGCCACUCUGGAGCGCCGCAUCACCGUGCACCAUCGGCUUCUGGUGUCGACAGAGAGGACCAAGCCCCAGUGUGUGUACUGGAACCACAGCAUUGGGGUCUCGGGUGCAGGCGCCUGGUCCUCUAAAGGCUGUGAGAUGGUCUUCAGGAACAGCAGCCACAUCAGCUGCCAGUGCAACCACAUGAGCAGCUUUGCUGUGCUCAUGGAUAUCUCCAAGAGAGAGCAUGGGGAUGUGCUGCCCCUGAAGGUGGUCACCUACACCACGGUGUCGGCUUCGCUGGUGGCCCUCCUCAUCACCUUCCUCCUGCUGGCCAUCCUGCGGAGGCUGCGCUCCAACCUGCACAGCAUCCACAAGAGUCUGGUGGCAGCCAUUUUCCUCUCCGAACUCAUCUUCCUCAUGGGCAUCAACCAGACUGACAGUCCGUUUGUGUGCACGGUGGUGGCCAUUCUUCUGCAUUACUCCUACAUGUGCACGUUUGCCUGGAUGUUUGUGGAGGGUCUGCACAUCUACCGCAUGCUAACCGAGAUGCGUAACAUCAACCAGGGACACAUGCGCUUCUACUACGCCAUCGGCUGGGGCAUCCCCGCCAUCAUUACAGGGUUGGCAGUGGGCCUGGACCCCCAGGGCUAUGGGAAUCCAGACUUCUGCUGGCUGUCAGUCCAUGACACCCUCAUAUGGAGCAUCGCCGGGCCCAUAGCUGUUGUAGUGCUGAUCAACAUUGUAAUAUUUGUGCUGGCUGCCAAGGCGUCUUGUAGGCGGAACCAGCGCACCUUUGAGAAGUCUGGAGCAGUAUGUGCACUGCGUGUGGCCUUCCUGCUGCUGCUGCUCAUGAGCGCCACCUGGCUGUUGGGCCUCAUGGCCGUCAACAGUGACGUGCUGACCUUCCACUACCUCUUCGGCAUCCUCAGCUGCCUGCAGGGUACCUGCAUCUUCUUCUUCCACUGCAUAUUCAACAGAGACGUGCGAAAGAACCUAAAGGAGGUCUUCACUGGGAAGAAACUCCAGGUGGAGGAGUCGAGCACAACCAGGGCCACCCUUCUGACUCGUUCUCUGAAUGGUAAUACGUACAUAGAGGACGGAGCUUUGUAUAGGACUCCUAUCGGAGAGUCCACUGUGUCUUUGGAGAGCAAAUUCAGGUCCAAGAGUCACAGCAGCAGCUACCUCGCCUUCACACUCAGGGAAGACUCGGCCCAGAAACGAGGUGGAUCCCAGGGCACCUCGGCCAAAGGAGGUCCCGACGAAGGCGACUCAUCCCUCUUCUACCGCAAGAGCAAAAAGGGUGUUGACAGUGAGGCCGAGGACAUGAGCCCCAAGCCCAAGUGGAACAACGAGAGAACCCCAAUGCACAGCACCCCCAAAGUGGAUACAGUGUCCAAUCAGAUGAAGCCUUACUGGCCCGUGGAGCCCCCCACAGCCAGUGAGAGGGAAGAUACUAGUGGGGGGGAGGAGCUGCGCGUGGAGACCAAGGUGAACGUGGAGCUGCAUCAGGAGUACAAGCUGAACCACAACGGAGACGCACCGCAGGAGAAGCUUAGCCCAGCCAGCCAACCCAGGAGCAACCGCCAACCGGAACAGAGGAAAGGUAUCCUGAAGAACAAGAUCACCUACCCCCCUCCAUUAACAGACAAGAACAUGAAGAACAGACUAAGGGAGAAGCUCAGUGACUACAACUCCUCCACGACUCCCUCCAAAACGCCGUCCAUCGACUCCACCGAGGGCAUCCGCUCCAUCACGGGGGGCAUCCGCUCCAUCAUCAAACCCCCGCCCAGGCUGCCCAGCUGGAGCCCGUGA
This is a messenger RNA of Alosa alosa (allis shad), 8731 nucleotides long. RefSeq names its product cadherin EGF LAG seven-pass G-type receptor 1b (gene celsr1b). Gene Ontology annotation, cellular component: plasma membrane. The record is from RefSeq and is a predicted model, not a curated record. Gene Ontology annotation, biological process: cell surface receptor signaling pathway; homophilic cell-cell adhesion; G protein-coupled receptor signaling pathway. NCBI's taxonomy places the organism in Eukaryota, Metazoa, Chordata, Actinopteri, Clupeiformes, Clupeidae. Gene Ontology annotation, molecular function: G protein-coupled receptor activity; calcium ion binding.